CCGAUGCAGACAGACGAGGGCUCCAAAUAUCACGUGCUAUCCGGUUGCAGUUUCCCUGUGACCGCGGUGAAACGGAGCAGACACGUCCCCGGAGCCCCAAGGUUUAGACUACUGCGAAGUGCCGAGACCGUCUCGUAAGCCUGCAAAUUGGAAAGCGCCUGCAGUGCCUCUGUUAAGCCACGCUGAAUAUACAUGCGAACGCCUUCCGCAACAACUGCUGUUACAAAUGCAAGCAGAACGCCAAUGUGAUCAUAAGAGAGACUACUUCGCCGCCUUGUAAACCAUGCACGUCUGACUGUGCUACCGCUCAGUUGGACUGAAUACUGGACAAGCAAGACUUCCAGCUGCAAAUUAAGUGAUCGUCGUGAUUCGGUGGGGUUAGAGACAUGGCGAGGUACGCAUUAAGCCUCCUCUUCAUCGCACUGUGUGCCUGGGAAACUAUUGUGGCGGGAUCUCUGACAAAGUGCGACCCUAGCCAGUGUAGCUUGCGCGACAACUGCUUGUGCCCAAGCACGCGACCACCGGCGAACCUGAGCGCCAGCAGCAUGCCCCAGUUCGUCAUGCUGACCUUCGACGACGCCGUCAACGAGGAAAACAUGGACUUCUACCGCCAGCUGCUCGGCCCGGGAAGACGCCGGAAUCGGGCCAACGGCUGCAACUUGGCCGCGACGUUCUUCGUGUCGGCCGGUUACACCGACUACUCGCUCGUCCACGAACUGCACAGCGUGGGCAACGAGAUUGCUAUCCACUCGAUCACUCACCGCUACAACCUCAGCUACUGGCGCACGCUGGACGUCGCCGGCUGGGCGGCGGAGUUCGUGGGCGACCGCGACCUGCUGCGCGACUACGCGUUGAUCCCCGAGCGUGACAUGGUGGGAGCAAGGGCGCCCUUCCUGGAGGCUGGCAACGGAGAAGCGUACGACAUGAUGCAGAAGAGCGGAUUCGUCUACGACUCUUCCGUCUGCAUCGACUACAUGAACGAGUCAGACAAGCUGCCCUUCUUCCCGUACACGCUGGACUACGGCCUGGGGAUCGAGUGCACGGUGCCGUCGUGUCCCAGCGGCAGCCACCGGGGCCUGUGGCUGGUGCCGCUCAACAGCCUCUAUCGGACAACCUUGCACAGCAACGGAUCGCGCGCGCUCAACAGCUGCGCCAUGCCCGACACGUGCACACCGCAGCCCACCACGGAGAAGGACACGCUGGAUUUCCUCAGGUCAAAUUUCGAGCGGUUCUACCACACCAACAGGGCUCCGUUCCCAGUGUUCACCCACGAAACCUGGCUGCAGAAUCCAGGGCGAAGACAGGGUUACCUUUCCUUCGUCGACUGGCUCCUUACCAUGGACGACGUGUUCGUCGUCACCGUGGCCGAACUGGUGCGGUUCAUGCGCGACCCCAAGCCCCUCGGCGAGUAUGCGCAGAUCAUGUGCCCGAGAGCCUCGGAGUUCCAGCGUUGUCCGCAAGUCUACUCGUGCUCGUUUCCCGAUGCGCCGAUCAGUGAAACGCGUCAGCUCAUCGGCUGCAAACCGUGUCCCGAAAGUUACCCAUGGUUGCGAGACGACGUGCGAAAAGCGAAGGACGGCGCACAGGCAGUCUGGCAACAGUACUUUGACGCCGGCUGCGUUCUUCUGUUCUGCCUGGCAGGCGUCGUCUGUCUCUACGUUGCUGCGAAGCGGUUUGGACGUCGUAAGACGCACACCCUUUAGCACACCAUUCUUCCCGCUUAGUCGGCGGAUUUCUUGUUUACCCGAUGCCAGAAUUGUAUCUGUCGACGCUAAUAAAUUUGAAACCGUCGUUUCGUGUGUAGUGCACGAAUUUUUCAAUAAUGCAUGAUCUAAAUUUUUUACAAUGUCAAGCUAAAGCAGCCGCAUUGAAAACGUCAUCCAUGACUCAGCGUGCUGCUAAGCACGAGGCUGAAGGUUCG
Messenger RNA from Dermacentor silvarum, 1921 nucleotides. RefSeq names its product chitin deacetylase 7. The transcript has 4 exons. Gene Ontology annotation, biological process: carbohydrate metabolic process. The record is from RefSeq and is a predicted model, not a curated record. The coding region runs from base 387 to 1703 and encodes 438 amino acids. Lineage: Eukaryota; Metazoa; Arthropoda; Arachnida; Ixodida; Ixodidae.